AUGACAAGUGUCUGGUCAGGGUCUUUCUGUCUGCCCAGACUGAAAAGGUCACAUCUUUCUGGAGAUCUCAACUGCCUUCCAAAGAUGCUUGCUUCCUGGUCCUUGGCCAAUGUCUCCUUCUUCCAGCCACCUGCUUUCCUGAUGAUUGGCAUCCCAGGGCUGGAGGCCGCUCAUGGCUGGAUCUCCAUCCCCUUCUCCUCCAUGUACACGGCAGCCCUCACUGGAAACUGCCUGAUCCUCUUGGCUGUGAGGAGGACCCCCAGCCUGCACCAGCCCAUGUACUACUUCCUGUCCAUGCUGGCCCUCACCGACGUGGGCCUCACCUUGUCCUCAAUGCCCACCACCCUGGCUGUGCUCUGGUUUGACCAUCGGCUCAUUGGUUUCAAUGCCUGUCUGGUCCAGAUGUUCUUCCUCCACUUCUUCUCCGUGGUGGAGUCCUCGGUGCUCCUGGCCAUGUCCUUUGAUCGCUUUGUGGCCAUCUCCAACCCCCUGCGCUAUGCCGCUGUUCUCACAAACAAUGUCAUCCUCAGAAUUGGGUUGGCCAUUGUGGCCCGUGCUACCAUGUCUCUCUUUCCAGUACCUUUCCUGCUGAAACGUCUGAACUUCUGCCCUAAUAAGACCCUCCUGUCCCACUCAUUCUGUUUCCAUCCUGAUGUAAUGAGAAGAGCCUGUUCUGACAUCACCAUAAACAUCCUCUAUGGGCUCUAUGUGGUUGUGUCCACUGCAGGCAUUGAUUCCCUACUCAUUGUCCUGUCCUACACUCUCAUCCUGCACACAGUCAUGGGGCUGGCGUCUCUCAGAGAGCGGAUCCGAGCCCUCAACACCUGCGUCUCCCAUAUCCUGGCUGUCUUUGUCUUCUUCAUCCCAGUCAUAGGUGUGUCCAUGAUCCACCGUUUUGGGAGGUACCUGCCCCCCAUCAUACAUGCCCUUGUUGCCUAUGUGUACCUGGUGGUGCCCCCUGUGCUCAACCCCAUCAUCUACAGUGUCAAGUCCAAGCCCAUCAGGGAGGCCAUGCUCAGGGUGCUGAGGGGGAAAGGCCAGAGUUGA
Messenger RNA from Hippopotamus amphibius kiboko, 1047 nucleotides. Its product is annotated as olfactory receptor 51I2-like. Gene Ontology annotation, biological process: G protein-coupled receptor signaling pathway. The transcript has a single exon. NCBI's taxonomy places the organism in Eukaryota, Metazoa, Chordata, Mammalia, Artiodactyla, Hippopotamidae. The record is from RefSeq and is a predicted model, not a curated record. Gene Ontology annotation, cellular component: membrane. Gene Ontology annotation, molecular function: G protein-coupled receptor activity; olfactory receptor activity. Bases 1 to 1047 code for a protein of 348 amino acids.